GUUUAAGUAAAUGAUGAACCUAGGGUAUAUAAAGGUGUGUAAAAAGGACAUUUGAGGAAAAACAGACGCAAAGGCAGCAGUUUAGUAUGAGGGUUCAAAAGACCGUGCCGAAGUUUCGCACAAAGUAUAGACAGUGACGAUCUUUGUUUUUGUCAAUUGCUAGAAUUUCUCGCAUGCCACCCGUAAAAGGUAGAUACGGCAACCCUGCUGGUUCCAAGCGUACCAACCCCACCUAGGUCAACAAAAAUGUCAAAGUUACCCUAACCUAAUUUUAAGAAGUAAAUAAAAUAAUGAUAUAUAAAUAAUUACUAUAUAUACUUAAAAAGUAAACCUAGAAUACAAUUAUACUCAAACCGCUUCAAUGAAUAUGUACUCGGCAAUGUUUUGCCACAGCAUUUUUGCGUCAGACGACCCUAAUAACGUACCAGAAAUAAAGAGGGAGGACAUGAGGACAGACCUACAAGAAGAUCCUUAUCCCUAUACUCCCAAUCACAUACCCAAUGAAACCUACAAUGUUCCUUUAAAGGAAAAGCCUGUAGCAGAGGAGCCCCGAACUGAACCAAAGACAGCUAAGCAACAAAAAUGUAAUAUAUGCGGUAAAAUAUUAUCGUCAGCCUCAAGUUAUUAUGUACACUUAAAGCAGCAUUCUAAUAAUAAACCUUAUCAGUGCAAUCAUUGUGAGGCAUCCUUUUGCAGAAAACCAUAUCUAGAAGUGCACAUGCGAACGCAUACUGGCGAGCGACCUUUCGAAUGCGAAAUUUGCAAGAAACGCUUUACGCAAAAAUCAAGUUUGAACACGCACAAGCGCAGCCAUACGGGCCUCAGGCCAUACGCGUGUCCUGUUUGCCUGAAGCGGUUCUCAGUCAAGUCAUACCUGAACGCCCACCAGUGGAUCCAUGCCGCGGAUAACGGUAUCAGAUGCGCCACCUGCCAUAUGGCUUUCAACAAUAAGAGCCAAUACCUAGAGCACCUCAGGGUCGCAUAGCACCAAGGGGUAUGACUGCGAGUAUUGUUCACGGGCAUUUUCAAAGGAAUCUUACCUAAUCAGGCAUCGGAUACGGGUGCACAGCAAAGUGGUUCAAAACCAGCCGAAGUAAUGCUGCUACAGGAUGGUCUGAGUUGAGAAAGAGAAUAUGACCCGAACUAUUCCUACUUUUAAGUAUAACUCAAAAGUGUAUUUGUUGUAGUAAUACUAGUAAUUGAAAAGAAACUAUUACGUACAUACAAAGGAAUACAAAAAAUUCUUUGUUUUCUUGUUAGUGGAUGAAAAUUAUUUUGUUCUCGAGGCAUAUUCUCCUUCUUGGCCUGGAUAGAGUGAUCUAUUUAUUGUGUCAUAUUUUUUGUUUUGUUGGAUAUAGCAAUAACAUUUUUAGUUUAUUGCUGCUUUGUUUAUAUAACCUUUUUAUAUUGAUUUAUGUGAGACAUAAUAUGUAACUGUAAUCCUAUGUAUUUUUUUAGAACAGAAUGUACGUUCUGUAUGAAUAGAUAUAUCCAUGAGGAUCUGUUCAUAUAAAUUCUUCCCGAAAAAAAUAUUUCCUUUGGUAGUGUGUAAAAAAUGAAACAUCUUCAACAACUCAUUUAUUU
Messenger RNA from Acanthoscelides obtectus, 1584 nucleotides. Lineage: Eukaryota; Metazoa; Arthropoda; Insecta; Coleoptera; Chrysomelidae. The record is from the annotation of a GenBank genome assembly.